Candidozyma pseudohaemuli is the source of this 1125-nucleotide messenger RNA. RefSeq lists its product as uncharacterized. The coding region runs from base 1 to 1125 and encodes 374 amino acids. Lineage: Eukaryota; Fungi; Ascomycota; Pichiomycetes; Serinales; Metschnikowiaceae. The record is from RefSeq and is a predicted model, not a curated record. The transcript has a single exon.
AUGCCUGAAAAUCCAUACGAAGAAAUCGAAAAAGAAACCGAAAACCCUCCAGUUACUGCCGAAAGCCAGGAAACCAGUGAACAACCAAGCAAGGAAACCAGUGAACAAGCAGAAACCAGUGAACAAGCAGAAACCAGUGAACAAGCAGAAACCAGUGAAAAACCAGAAACUACCAAAGAAGCGAAAAAAGACCAUGACUGCAAAAUAGUACCUGUCAUCGCCUUUAUUAUAGCUUUUCUGGCGGUGUUGGGCUGGUAUAUCCUCAAUGCCCUCUAUUAUCGAAACCUUUUCCUCGGAUCCCUGGCUCCCUAUCCUAUUCAAAAAGCCUGGAACGAGGAUCCAAAUGGCUGGAUCCAAGUCAUGAACAAGACGGUUGCAGCUUUUGAGGAUGUUAAAAAGGGCAUUUCUGGUGAUAUCGCAUCCGAUAUUCCCCUGGAAUGGCCGUAUGGGAAAACAACAUAUUCCCUCUAUAGCUCGGGCUUGUGUAGAGAUGCUGAAGGAAUGAAGAGAACGUGCUACGAAGGGAAAUACGCCUUUUAUGAUUUUGUGAAGGAUAUGGGGCUCUUCACUACUGAGGAACUCAAGUUGAAGGAUGUGGAUGCUUUCCAAGAGUCGUGGAUGGACAGGGUCAAGAAUAUGAUAGUGGAUGCAUUGGUAGAGGAAGAAAGAGUCAAAAUCCAUGAUGAAGUUUUCCAAACGCAUAGCACGACGAUGGAGUUUGUCAAGGAGUUUAAGUAUGGGCUUUAUGAAACCGACUUUGUGCCAUAUUGGAGGUUCCUGUUCUUUUGGUUUGUCAUUUCAGCCCUCGUCGAUGGCUCGCUCGUACUAGCAGCAUUUUUGGGUUUUGAUAAGAAUUCUUUUGAAUUCGGUAUUGCUGUAGGUCUGGUCAUUCACAUUGGCAGAGUACUCGUUGGGUUAAUUAUUGGCCUGGCUCUCCGUACACGCAUGUGGGAAGGAGAGGUAUUUGAGAGCAUCAGUGUCAGCUAUCCUUUGAAAAGCCUGGUAAUUGUGAAAAUCUUUCAAUUUUUGUAUCCUGUGGUGUGGUUAUUCAUUUUUGCGUGCCUAGGAGACCUCGGUGUCGACUGUUGUGACGUUAAAGAUGAUCUGGGUUCCGAACAGUGCUAG